AUGGUGUUUGUAGCGGUGUUAGGAGGUUACAUUAUAACCUCCUUACUCUUAUUUAGAUUUCCAAGACUUGUUCAUAAAAAGAAAAAUCUGAAAUUUAGAGCUCAUCAUAUCAGUCACAGAGGAGGCGCUGGUGAAAAUUUAGAAAACACCAUGACAGCUUUCAGGCAUGCUGUAAAACUAGGAACUGAUAUGUUGGAGUUGGAUUGUCAUAUAACUCGAGAUGGACAGGUUGUGGUAGCUCAUGAUAAUGAUUUAGAAAGAGUUUGUGGAAAAACUGUUAAGAUUACUGAAACUGAUUAUGCUGAUUUACCCAUGAUGAAAGAUACUAUGUGUUUAGAUUUUGAAAGAGAUUUUACUCUCCAUGCUGGUGAUGAUAGGAUUAUACCUUUAUUAGAAGAUGUUUUUGAAGAAUUUCCUGAUUUACCAAUAAAUGUAGAUAUCAAGAUAGAUAACAAUGAACUCAUUGCAAAGGUGUCUGAUCUAGUCAAGAAGUAUAAGAGACAAGAUAUAACAGUAUGGGGAAAUCGAAGUAGUACUAUUUGUACAAAAGUAUACAAGGAAAAUCCUGAAAUACCAUUAUUAUUUUCUAUGAAAAAAGUCAUAACAUUAUUAAUAUUAUUUUAUACUGGUUUAUUACCAUUUAUACCAUUUAAAGAAUCAUGUUUAGAAAUCAUCAUGCCUUGUAUUUUAUUAGACACCAAAAAAUUUCAGUUGAAUUUGAAUAAAAAACAAGGUUAUUUAGUCAAGUUUUUAAAUAUGAUAUUAAUGAGGCCAUUAUUGUUUAAACAUUUAGAAAGAAGAGGAAUACAUACAUUUGUAUGGGUAUUAAAUAGUGAAGAAGAAUUUGAUAUAGCAUUUAAAACUCAAGUCAUGGGUGUCAUGACAGAUUUUCCUACCAAAUUAAAGGAUUUUCUACAAGAACAUCCGCAAUAUGUGAAACAGUCUUAA
Messenger RNA from Lottia gigantea (owl limpet), 948 nucleotides. RefSeq lists its product as hypothetical. The transcript has 10 exons. The record is from RefSeq and is a predicted model, not a curated record. Bases 1 to 948 code for a protein of 315 amino acids. Gene Ontology annotation, molecular function: phosphoric diester hydrolase activity; phosphatidylcholine lysophospholipase A1 activity. Gene Ontology annotation, biological process: glycerophospholipid catabolic process. Gene Ontology annotation, cellular component: endoplasmic reticulum membrane. NCBI's taxonomy places the organism in Eukaryota, Metazoa, Mollusca, Gastropoda, Lottiidae.